AGCAGCGCGCCCUGAUCCGCUCCUCUCAGGGAUGCUCCGCAGACAAAGGAAGGAGCUCUCUGUGCGGCGGGCGGUAAUUAUCACGGAACCGAGAGCAGACGGAAAGUUGCAGCAGACACGCGCACACACCACUGUGCCACAUCACACCAGCGGCUCGCCGCAUUGCGCGCGUUUCUAACAUGCGUUUGGAACUUUUGGCGCUGUCGCUCCUCCUCACAAGCUGUUGUUGCGUUCCGCAGCGGAGAUGUCAUCCAGGGGACGAGUUCUUAGGAAUGUGCAGCAGCGCGCAGGAAGUAACACCUACCUGCACAGAGAUGAACCUCGGCUACUGUAACGAUGUGGAAUACACGAGAACCAUAUUCCCCAACAUCCUCGGUCACCGGAGUCGUCUGGAAGUAGAGUCAGGGGCAGAGUACCUCCUCCUCAGUGUCAUCCAUGCUCUGCUCAACGGUGAGUGCUCCCCUGAGAUCCGUCUCGUAGGCUGCUCCGUGCUAGCCUCGCCCUGCCGGGAUAACAAGAUGAUAAAACCGUGCCGCAGCACAUGUGAGGCGCUGAGGAAGGACUGCAGACACGCCUUUGACGCCAUCGAGAUGGCCUGGCCUUACUUCCUGGACUGUGAUCGCUUCUUUGCCAGUGAAGAAGAAGGCUGCUUUGACCCUCUGGCUGGGCUGAAAGCCAGACAGGAGCUGGCGCUGUCCAGCCUCUCACCUGAGGAGCCCAGCACCAUCAUCCAGUUCACGUACACCUCCAACGCUCAGAUGUACAGCUUGCUGAAGAGGACAGCAGCCAAGUGCUCCCACAUCUCUCACGUGUACAGCAUCGGACGCAGUACGGAGGGCAGGGACCUGCUGGUGAUUGAGUUCACAGACAACCCCGGACAGCACGAGCUACUUGAGCCCGAGAUCAAGUUGGUGGGCAACAUGCAUGGAAACGAGGUGCUGGGUCGUCAGCUGCUCAUCUACUUGGCCCAGUAUCUGUGCUCAGAGUACAUUCUGGGGAACCAGAGAAUCCAGACCAUCAUCAACACCACUCGGAUCCAUAUUCUGGCCUCCAUGAACCCCGAUGGCUACGAGUUGGCUGCCUCAGAGGUAGAGGAUAGCAAUGACCCGGAGCUCUCCAACCAGGAAGGUCACUUGUUGAACGGCUGGACAAACGGACGGACUAACGCCCAGAAUCUCGACCUGAACCGCAACUUUCCGGAUCUCACGUCCAUCUUCUACCGGAACAGGCGAAGCAGACACUACCGCUCUGACCACAUCCCAAUCCCAGAUUCCUACUGGUUUAGCAAGGUGGCACCAGAGACUUAUGCAGUAAUGAAGUGGAUCAGGUCACUGCCUUUUGUUCAGUCGGCCAGCCUCCAUGGAGGAGAGCUGGUCAUCUCCUACCCCUUCGACUUCUCCAAACACCCACACGAGGAGAAGAUGUUCUCACCCACUCCAGAUGAGCAGGUCUUCAAGCAGCUGGCUCGAACCUACGCUGAUGCCCACGCCACCAUGUCCAACAAUGACACAGACAGAUGUGGAGCCUCCUUCUAUCGGAAUAGGGGCAUCAUCAAUGGGGCGCUGUGGUACAGCUUUGCUGGGGGCAUGUCUGACUUUAAUUACUUGCACACCAACUGUAUGGAGAUCACAGUGGAGCUUGGAUGUGACAAAUUCCCCUCCGAGGCGGAGCUUUACCCAGAGUGGAAGCGGAAUAAGGAAGCUCUGCUCAGUUUUCUCGAGUCUGUCCAUCGAGGAAUUAAAGGUGUUGUUAAGGAUUUGGAUGGAAAUGGUAUAAAAGGUGCCACGGUCUCUGUCAGGGGGAUUAGAAGAGACGUCACCACAGCUGAGGACGGGGACUACUGGCGGCUGCUGAAUCCUGGCACCCACAUCCUGACCGCUACAGCCAAGGGUUUCUCCAAAGUCAGCAAAAGAGUUUAUUUGCCUCACAACAUGAACAAGGCUGGACUGGUGGACUUUGUCCUGGAGAAGGUUCCCGUGGAGCCGGACAUCAAUGACCACCUUUUCCCUACGACGGACACCUGGGACCGGUUUGACCCCUACAACCAGUUUGAACGCUACAGCAGUCCAGAUGUUGCUGAGGGGGACGUGGAGAGGGAGGAGAAACCGUGGUGGUGGAACUACUUCUCCCAGUCUGGAAUCUCUCCUCCAAACUGGCUUCUGAGAAACGUGUAAAACAAGAUCUGGGGAAAAAAAAACAACGAGGAAACUUGUGAUCUUUAUCCAGUCCCGGCCGUGCUUUUGGGUGUAGCAGGAACACUGAAACUCUCAAUAAACAACAAACAAACAAUAAAACAACCUGACAUAAUCGCUCUCAACCAGGACGAGUAAACACAAUUUGAACCAGAUCACUCAGGUCAUUCAAUUUAAAUUGGCGUAAAACUGUUGCAUAUGUAAUUCUUACACACAGAAAUGUGAUUUGGUGACAGGUUCUCCCCACAUUUAGAUGAUAAAUUCCUUUUAUGCUUGUCGGUAUUUACUGUAUUGCAGUUACAAGCCAACAGACACGUGAAGCAUCUGCAUUUAAAGCUUUGUAAUGUGCAAACAAAAGAACUGAGAGCUUUGUUUCCAUUUCUGGACAUAAACAUAUAAUAAACAGUGAAACAAG
Molecule: messenger RNA, 2607 nt
Organism: Nothobranchius furzeri (turquoise killifish)
Lineage: Eukaryota; Metazoa; Chordata; Actinopteri; Cyprinodontiformes; Nothobranchiidae
Gene: cpz
Product: carboxypeptidase Z
Biological process (GO): peptide metabolic process; protein processing
Molecular function (GO): metallocarboxypeptidase activity; zinc ion binding; protein binding
Source: RefSeq, a predicted model, not a curated record